Molecule: messenger RNA, 2008 nt
Organism: Mytilus trossulus (common blue mussel)
Lineage: Eukaryota; Metazoa; Mollusca; Bivalvia; Mytilida; Mytilidae
Exons: 14
Coding region: 98-1951 (617 amino acids)
Source: RefSeq, a predicted model, not a curated record
CGUCGGUUUAGCCAAAAUUUCAUCAGUUAAUGUAAUUGAUUUUAUAAAAUGUUAUAGCAAGAUUUAUCACCUUAUAUGUUGACGUGGAGAAGAAAAGAUGGAAAUGAAAGAGGUUGAAGAAACAGAAGAAUUUGUAACCAUAGCAACCAAAGCUGUCCAGUCACAUGAAAAACUUCAUCUGCAUUUGAAAAGAAACAGAUUGAAAAAUGGACCUAAAGAUGUUCUAAUGAAAUCCAUUCAGACCCUGGAUAAUUUGAGAGAAAUCAAAGCGACAGCAGACGGUUCCAUAGCUGGAUUUGAGACUCCACAGAUCCAAGAUGGCUGCCUUGUUGAACUAAAACAAUUAACCUUGAUGCAUAUUCCAUCAUCUGUUACUGACGAAACUAAGACAAAAUUCCAGAAACUGAUAUUUGAAACUUUUAAAGGCAGUUGUAAGAAAAUUCUUUGUGCUGUACUGGUUACCUGCCCUUGGUAUGAAAUGACACAGAAAGAGCGAGGGGAACAGGCACGACAUAACACAGUCUAUGUUAUCUAUAUGUCAGAUGACAAGCAAUCCAUGGCUCCUGUCAAUCAACAUGUUCUUGAUGAAGCUUUUGUAUCUGAUCAGGGUUACUUGUAUUCAGAGGAGCUGUACCAUUUUGUAUAUUUCUUAGCUAAGGGUAAAACUAAAUGUUUAGAAGUUUUGUAUUGUUCUGAAUCAGCUGUCCUGUAUGAAGAUGAAGCCUGGGUCAAGUUGAAGAAUAAUCUACAACAUAAUAUGGCUAUGGGUGUUAGAGGAUUUGUGGAGGCAUGUAAAGGACAGUCUGUUGCUGGUAUUGGGAAAAAAGGAAAAGAUGGGAAAUUUAAAGUUAAAGAUACUACAACUUGUCAGCAGUUCUGUGAUAGUUUUAGAUUAAUGCAGCAUCUACAGAAUUUACUAGAUAAGUUACCUCCCUUUACAUCCUCAUCCUCAGAAGAUCUGAUACCAGAAAAAGGAAAGAAAGGAUUGGAACUACUCAAGUUAUUGUAUCAAAACACAGAUGUUUCCAAGAAGGAUAUUUUUGAAGUAUUGACUUCAUGGAGAGAUGAUGUUAUGACACAAAUAAAUGAAAUAAAGUUUACAAACGGACAGGAAUUUGAAAGUAUUGUGGGUAAAUGGCAGAUGGAAACAAGAUUAUAUGGACGAAAAAUUACACCAUUGAAAACUGGUUUAAGCGAUGAUCAUAGUAAACUAUGCAGCCUCAUGACUGAAAUUGGGGGACCAGUUAACAAAAUGGAACCAGAGCAGAUUAUAUUAAUAGCCAGAGCAGGCAGUCAUAUGUAUGGAUUGUCUACCCCUGAAUCUGAUGUAGACUAUGUUGUCAUUUAUGCAGAAUCAACUGAGACUGUUUUGUGUGCAUGUAAACCCUUCAAAGACAACUAUGAAAGUCGAGGACCAACCAAACCAUUUGAAUACGGAGCAUACGAGGCUCGUUUGUUCUGUGAAAUGUUAUUAAAAGGAAGCGUUGUUAUUGUGGAGUUAGUUUUCACUGAAAACCAUGAUUAUUGCAGUAAAUACUGGGAUAAUUUAUGUAAAGAGAAGGAGAAAUUUUUAACAGAAAGAACUAUUCAGCAGUAUUUAGGCUUGAUCCGUAACAAUUUUAACAUGCUUGACAGUGAAAAACACAAAGGGUGUCCGAAGGACAGAAAAUUAUUUUAUCAGAUAUUUCACAAGAUUAACUGUGUGGAACAAAUAAUGAAAGGAAAACUACCUCCUGUCAAGUGUGAAGGAGAAACUAGAGAAUUUAUAAUGAAAAUACGCAAAGAUCCUCUAGAGGGACCACUGUCUAGAGAAAACUUGUACAAGAUAGCAAAGGACAAAUUUGACAAACUUUUAGAUGACUUAGUGUUGAGAGAGAAAAGGCUGAAGGAAAAUAUGGAUUACAUCUAUAUGACUAAUUGGUUGCUCUCUGUUAGAGGGAUAUGUGAUUAAAUACAAUGUGCAAUAUUCUACUAUAUUUAUAAAUCUUUUUUUAAUAAAAUUUCUUGU